Messenger RNA from Limulus polyphemus (Atlantic horseshoe crab), 979 nucleotides. RefSeq lists its product as uncharacterized. Bases 194 to 832 code for a protein of 212 amino acids. NCBI's taxonomy places the organism in Eukaryota, Metazoa, Arthropoda, Merostomata, Xiphosura, Limulidae. The record is from RefSeq and is a predicted model, not a curated record. The transcript is spliced from 2 exons.
UUUCUAAGUAGCCUCUGGGGUUUACUGUUCAGAGAUAGAGCUACAUUGUUUGCUACUGUGAACGAUCUUCGGUAAUUGUCUCGGGAACUUUUAAGGUCUAAGCUGUCGAUCAGUCAGACUGUAUAAGUAGACAUCGAACUCAGGCGAAACACAGUGUCUUGCUGGACUCAACUUCUUCCACACCAAACCUACCAUGACCAUCGUCCAACGUUUCCAGUUGAUUUCUUGCUUAGUUUUCUCUUUCUGCUGGAUCUCUAAAGGAUAUGUUAUUUACGACGAGGACAAAAGACAAGACCUGAUCCCCAUAUUGCGUCUGGGUAGAAGUUACUCGACACCUGUUGAUAAAUGGAAUUUUUUCCCUCGGAUCGGACGAUCUCCGGUUUUAAGUCUCCUGCCAUUUCCCUAUACCCCAGAAUAUUAUAGUUUCAAAAAUUAUGAGAAUGCCGACGACUUCAAACGCUCCCUGCCCAGUUUUACCCCUAGAAUCGGUCGGAAAAAGCGCUCUAUCCUCAACGAAGAUAGCGAUGACCAACAAGAAUGGCUUGACCUUAGCGAUUAUGAUAACCUGGGUCGAGGUGAUGUCCAGUUGCGAUCAGUUUUCGUCCCACGUAUUGGACGCUCGCCAGCAACUGAAGAAAUAAAGGAUGACACUAAACGAGUAGCUUUCACUCCUCGUAUAGGCCGGGCGCCAUUCAUUCCGAGAAUUGGACGAGCAGAUCCGGAAAUAUACAGGUCUUCCCGAACAGCUUUCACUCCUCGUAUAGGUCGAGCUCCAUUUAUCCCAAGAAUUGGCAGGUCCAGUAACUCCGCUGAUAAGGAGACUGAGGACUGAAGCCGAUAUCUAAUACCUGAAUCAUUGUUUUAAGGGUUUGUUUGUUUUUUCAACAGCAGUGAUGUCAGUAGAGAAUAUCGCACUAAAAGUAAUAAAUGAAAUGUAUGACAUUUCACAAAAAUCAAGAAUAAAACAACUUGUUAAGCA